Messenger RNA from Dimorphilus gyrociliatus, 1921 nucleotides. Lineage: Eukaryota; Metazoa; Annelida; Polychaeta; Dinophilidae. The record is from the annotation of a GenBank genome assembly.
AAUGCUAGAAAAAAAGAUAAGGGACACGAAGGGCCAAUGGCUUUUAGAGCACGUUUGCAAUGAAUUAAAUUUAGUUGAAAAAGCCUACUUUGGUUUGAGAUAUGUGGACAACAACAAGCAGCGGCACUGGCUAGACCCGUUAAAACCAGUAUAUAGACAAUUAAAAAAUGUUACUCCCCAAGUGCUCUGCUUUAGGGUAAAAUUUUACCCGGCCGAACCUUUAAAAUUGAAGGAAGAAAUUACAAGAUAUUAUCUUUUCCUGCAAUUAAGACGUGACUUGCAUCAUGGACGUCUGCUGUGUUCCUCUCAGGAUGCUAAUUUACUCGCAGCUUAUAUCGUUCAAUCUGAAUUGGGUGACUACGAACCGCAAGAUCAUCCACCUGGAUAUGUCAGCCAAUUAAAAAUGUUGCCUAAACAAAAUGAACAACAAGAAGAAAGAAUAGCUGAACUACAUAAAACUUUAGCAGGGCAAGUGCCAUCUGUAGCGGAAGAUAAUUUCCUUCAAAAAGCGUCCACAUUAGAUACUUAUGGAAUAGAUCCUCAUCCAGUAAAGGAUCAAAAAGGAACUCAAAUGUAUAUUGGAGUUACUCACCGUGGUAUAAUUACAUUCCAAGGAAAUAAAAGAAUUCAUCUAUUUAAAUGGCAGCAGAUAACGAAAGUUGUAUUUGAAGGCCGAAUGUUUAUCAUACAUAUCGCAGUUUCAGAGGGUGAUGAAUUUACGAGGGAUUUCAAAAGAGUGAGUAAAAAAAAGACAAUUUACCAAAAAUUCAAACAAACCAAAGCAAAACAAAUUACUAAAAUUGAUAUAUAUAAAAAACAAGCUUGCGGAUUCAAAUGUCCUACAUUAGCCGCCUGCAAACACCUAUGGAAAUGCGCAAUGGAGCAAAAAUAUUUCUUUACGUUAAUUUCCUCUACGGAAGCUCCUAAAGUUAUUUCGAGUGGCGGCUUCUUCAGUCGAGGCUCCAAGUUUCGAUAUAGCGGUCGUUGUCAGAAAGAAGUUUUCGAAGAUAGUGAAAAAAUUAAUCGCGAACCUCCAGAAUUUGAAAGAUCAAGCUCCAAUCCUCAAUUCGUUAGGAGCAUAAACCAUCAAAGAUCUUCUACUAUGCCGGCCCGCCUUAAUGAGAGUUUUGGUGGCGUCACAAACGACCAAAUUAAAGCUUUGGACACACAAGUCAAAACCUUCUUCCAAAGAAAUGACAUCCAAUAUCAGGAAAAAUCAACACCUGUUGAGCUUGUUCAAGCAGAAAUUGUUGAUAAUGAUGAGGAACCAGUUGAGGAAGAAGAAAUUUUAGAUAUCGCUGAAUCAACAACUCAGACCGAUAAAUUUCUUUUCGAAACACCGAAAAUAGUCAUAGAAGAUGAGAAAGUUGUAUACGAAAGACCGGACGUUACAAUGAAUACUUUUUCGGAUUCUGGUAGCGAAGACAACAUAGUUCAUAGUACGGCAAAUGAUGAACUAGCCCACGGAUCACCUGUUCGAGUUGCUGUUGACGAAAAAGAAAUUGAACGAGAAAUGGAAUUAGCAAAAAUGUCCUCAGAAGCUCCUGAAGUUGAAGAGGAAGAAUUCGAAAAGUUUGAAGAAGAAUCACCGCAAGUCGAGAUUGUUGGAGAAUUCAAAGCAGAAGACUAUUCAAAGAGUGGUAAUUCCAUUACACCUCAGCCACCUGUUACGACUGAAAGGAAAACGAGUCUGGCAAAGACAUGCUGUUUGGCAAGUGCUAUGGCAUUUGUAACAGCAAUUAUAAUUGUUCUCAUUUUGAUUUUCAUGGUUCUCGAACCGGGUGUACCCGAUUGGCCCGGUAUUAAGCAGGUUCGAACUUGGCCGGAAGUAAAGAAAUUUCAGUCAAGCAGCUACGAGCCUGUUCGAUUGCAAGUAGUCGAAGCUGUAGAAAGUCUUAUGCAUAAGCUCAGAAAGUCCUAA